Messenger RNA from Fukomys damarensis (Damara mole-rat), 3171 nucleotides. RefSeq lists its product as uncharacterized. The record is from RefSeq and is a predicted model, not a curated record. Lineage: Eukaryota; Metazoa; Chordata; Mammalia; Rodentia; Bathyergidae. The transcript is spliced from 6 exons. The coding region runs from base 1638 to 2411 and encodes 257 amino acids.
GGUUCUCUUCCCAGGCCCAUAUCCACCUGGUUCCAGUGGCACUGGCCAUCCUGGGCCUGGGCUCCCUGGGGCCUGGCUCUCGUUUCCUGCAGGUGGGGACACUGCUGCCUAAGUCUCAGGCUGCUGUGCCUCUGACCUUGCUUGUGUGCCACUGUCCGCUUUAAAAGGCUAUGACACUCUGCCAGGUUCUUUUCUAAAACUCACCACGGCCACCUCCCCUUCUUGCCCUAUUCCCUGCCCUCACGCAGGGGCCUCCCUCCCUCUGGGCCCCAGACUUGCCCCCCCACCAUUGCUCCUCCCUUCUUCCCACCUUGUUAGCACGGUGGUUCGUCACCUAGGGGACCUGCUGGGGACAGCUGAGGACAGCCAGAGACACAGGGACUGAUUGCUGCUCACUGAGUUCCCCCUGAGCAACCACCACCUCCAAGCCUUGCAGGGAUGAAGGGGCUGCACCCCACGCUACUCCCUCUGGUGGCUCCCUGCCCAGAGGAUGCUCCUGGCCUGGCUCUCCCUGCUCCCACUCAGCUCCGCUCUGCCGUCUGCCCAUGAAGACCUGCCUCCGGGUCUCCAUGCCCAGGGCGAGCCUCUCUCUCUGUGGCAUCCCUGAUGGAGUCCAGCUCCAAGCUCCCCAGGGAGCCGGAUUAUUGAACCUUCGAACCCCAGUGGACUUGCUACAGAAGACAGGAGAGUGUGUCUCCGAAAUCCAGCUCCAGCCUCAGGCUGCCCUUCUCCCCAGCCUCACAGCGGGGCCCUGGGCUCCUGAUCUCACGCAGAUCAGAUCGGGGCCCUGUUGUCUUUGUUUCCAGCAGCAGGAAGAGACAAGGGCCAAAAGCCAAGGAGUGCCUGCGGUUGGAUUUGUCCCUGACAAGUUGUGCGAGAGUCCAUUUUACUCUGCCUGUAGCACAGUGCCACAGACUGCCCCACCUCAGGAGACACCCAAACCGGGUCCAAGCCACAGCCUCUGCCGUGACAAAGUAAGACAGACAGGUGGUGUGAACAGCAAGGAUUUGUCUGAAAGGAUGGUGUCACCCACUUGGUUUGAUCCCAGGCCUCUCUCCUGGGCCUGCAUCUUCUCCGUGCCCUCACAGGGCCAUGCCCCCCAAUCUUCUGGGGGCUCCAGCCACCUUGAAUCGGGCCCCCCUCCAAAGACCCAUCUUCGAGGACAGACACGCUGUGGGUCCCGGGCAGCCGUCGGGUCUUUGCAGGCGGUGAUGCUCCCAGCGGGGCAAAGCCAGAGUGGGAGAGGAGACAGGGGCCUGGUGCGGUCUGAGCUGGCGCAGGCAGGGGAGCCGACUGUUCUGGCAGAGCCCUUGCCGGGCACCACCCCCAGGUGCCUGCCCGCUGCCCCCUUGGUGCUGGCCAGGGCCAGGCGGAGUAGAGAAACCACAGCUGGCCUCUGCUGUGCCUGUUUCUCCACCUGCCAUUCAGGGAGGGCCCUGAGGAGCUGUGAGCUGGAAGGGUCUGAGCCCAGGAGGCCCUGUGACCUCUGGACCCCAGCCACACACGCGGGGGACACCUUUCUCAGGACCAGGGUGCCCCUCACCUGGGGCAGCAGAGAAAAACAUAGGCCCUGGGUCCAGUCUCAGACCAGCCAGGGCUCCUAGUCCCUGGGAAGAAAGCCCUAGCUGUUUUAAGGGAUGGCGUCCUGCCCUGACCCAGAGCUGGAUUGGACCUUCUUUUGCGUGCAAAGGAAAAUUCCUGUGAGAAAAUCCAUCUGCACAGAGCCCCAGCCUCGCCGGGGUAUGAGGACCAAGGAGCACACGCCACCCAUUGGCCAGCUGCUGCGGGGGGCACCAAGUGUGGGCCCCGCUGAGCCCCUCUGCACGAAAGCACUUUCCCCGGAUGGUGACUCAGCGGCUCUCCCAGAGGACGUGGGCUGGGGAGGACCCUCGGAACUGCACUCCGGCUGCACCAGGAGUAACAUCACUCCCUUUUGCCCUCUGCCUCCUGGGAACACAAGGAGAAGGGCUCCCGAGAUCACCGCUGGACUGUGGGACUUUCGCCUCUGGAGCUGGGGGGAAGGCGUCUCUACAUUUCGUCAGAAACUCUGUCGUAAUAACACGGCCACACUGCGAAAGGAGGAUUUGAGGAUCACAGUCCUCCAACUCGAGAGCUCACGAAGAAGAGAAUGCAAGUGCCAGGCUCCGGACAGUGGCACUAAGGAAGCGAGCACUUCCUGCUCCUCGGGGAGAACCGUGCUCCUUGGCUUAGUAGGAACAGGCCUGCUAAGGCUCUGCUGGAAAGGGGGCCGGAAGUGUGGAAGGAUCGCAAACCCGGCGGCCCACGCACUGCCCAGUGCACCGGUCCUGUACUCCAGACUCUGCAGGCCUUGGCCCAGAUGUGCCAUCGCGGGACACGGACACACAGCCUAUAGGGGGCGCGCUCUGCUUGACAGCUGCAGCUGGGGCUGACCCGGAUGCCCCACAGCUACUCCAGGAAGACAUUUGCGGGACCACAGAAGGCUUGAAUUUGCACCAUUUUAGACCAAUCCGCAGACUUGAAUUUGGACCAAUCAGCAGCCUAGGAUUCAGACCAAUCAGCAAUCCCAGACUUGGACCAAUCACUGAUCUGCUGUUGUUAUUUGAGCAGCACUCUGGGCCCAGGUGUUUAGAUGGCUGCGGGAAGGCAAAUUUUGUGGUGUUUGCUCUGGCUCAGUUUAAACUGUGUCUGAUUAAGGUGCUGCUGUGAUGGUCUUAUAAACUGGUGAUCUAUUUUGUAGAUAGUGUGGCUUGGAAAAUCCUCUAAGUGUGUCUGGAAUUCUUAACCUAUGAAGUGUGGAAAAAGAGCUGUUAUCCCUGGAGGGUCGCACCGGCAGCUGGGUCAGCGGCAUUGGGUGACAUCUGGCAGUUGUCACUGACAAUUCGUGGGGGUCGGGGGAGACCAGCAGAAGCUGCUCAGACCAGCCUUGGUUGCUGAGGACCAGACUGGGGAGUGUUGGAGCCCCAGGGCAGUGACACUAAGGACUAAAGAUCAUAGGCUCCCAGAGCUGUAACACAAGAGCUGAGAGUCACUGGCACUUAAAGCCUGGAGCCACUUUGCCCGUCCAUUUUUUAAAAUUUAACCUAAUUAAGUUAAUUAAUUUCCCUGUCCGUCUUUAUGGAACAAAAGAAGCUUCUCAGGACCAGCACUGUGGCCUUGUUCCGGCAUGCCCACGGAAGCCCUGAGCUACAA